AUGGAUCUAAUAAACAUUAAUUUUGAUGGAAAAACCUAUGUAAAUUGGAGAAGAGGUAUGUUAAUCUCUCUUUUUGCUAAAAACAAAUUAGGUUUUAUAAAUGGAUCAUGUGAGAAACCGGAAGAGGAAACACCUUUGAUUGAUCAAUGGAGGAGAUAUAUUGAUAUGUUGUUGGCCUGGCUUCUGUAUUCUCUUAGAAGAGAGGUAGCAAAAAGUGUGAUUUACUCUCAAACAACUGAGGAUCUUCGGAAAGAGUUAGAGAAACGAUAUGGGCAAACGGAUGGUGCCAAGAUUUUCCAGUUGCAGAGAGAAUUGAAAAACAUAUAUCAAGGGACCAACCAUGUUAUUAGCUACUUCAACAGACUGAAGAAGAUUUGGGAUCAAACAAAGGUAACUAAUACCUUAAUGAUAUGCAGCUGUGAUUGUAAUUGUGGUGCAAAAACACACAAUGUGAAGAUGAAUGAAGAUCAACAGUUAAUCCAGUUCAUUAUUGGACUAAAUGAAAAAUUGGAGGCAUAA
This is a messenger RNA of Solanum pennellii, 519 nucleotides long. RefSeq lists its product as uncharacterized. The transcript has a single exon. Lineage: Eukaryota; Viridiplantae; Streptophyta; Magnoliopsida; Solanales; Solanaceae. Bases 1 to 519 code for a protein of 172 amino acids. The record is from RefSeq and is a predicted model, not a curated record.